CCCUCCCGCCCCCGGCGCGCCGCUGGGGCUAUGAGCUAAGUCUAACCGGCCCCAACGCACCGAGCCAGAAGCAGGUGCAGGCGCAGCCGCGGCGCCGGAGUGCGUAGCCGAGCCGUUAGCGGCCGCCGUCGUCUGUGAAUCCGUCCAUCCAGCCGCCGUCUUUCCUCGGGUUCGCGUACCCGCCCGCAACUGACCCCGGCGAGGCCCAGCGGCCCCGGCACCCUCGUCUCUCCAACUCCCGGAGGCGGCUGGUGCGGAACCGUCCGGCACAACCGCAGCAGCCAUGUCUAUGGGCCUGGAGAUCACCGGCACGUCGCUGGCCGUGCUGGGCUGGAUAGGUUCUAUCGUGUGCUGCGCGCUGCCCAUGUGGCGCGUGUCGGCCUUUAUCGGCAGCAGUAUCAUCACGGCACAGAUCAUCUGGGAAGGCCUAUGGAUGAACUGCGUGGUGCAGAGCACCGGGCAAAUGCAGUGCAAGGUGUACGACUCGCUGCUGGCGCUGCCGCAGGACCUGCAGGCGGCCCGCGCGCUCAUCGUCGUGGCCAUCCUGGUGGCCGCCUUCGGGCUCUUCGUGGCGCUCGUGGGCGCCCAGUGCACCAACUGCGUGCAGGACGAGACGACCAAAGCCAAGAUCACCAUCGUGGCGGGCGUGCUCUUCCUGUUGGCCGCGCUGCUCACCCUCGUGCCCGUGUCCUGGUCGGCCAACACCAUCAUCCAGGACUUCUAUAACCCCCUGGUGCCCGAAGCGCAGAAACGCGAAAUGGGCGCCGGUCUCUACGUGGGCUGGGCCGCCGCAGCGCUGCAACUGCUGGGAGGCGCACUGCUCUGCUGUUCCUGUCCCCCGCGCGACAAGUACGCGCCCACCAAGGUCGUCUACUCGGCGCCGCGCUCCACCGGGCCCGCCACUACCACCAUGGGCACCGCCUACGACCGCAAGGACUACGUCUGAGCCGAUGGGCGCGCGGGGAAGAGACCCUCCAUCCUCAACCUCAACCGCCACCGCCACCGGGAACUGGAGUGUCCACUAAGUCCUCCGUCUCGGCAGCCUCGCGUUCGAGACCCUGCGGCCCCGGGGACACCUUCUCCCCUUCGCCAGUUGCCACCGCCUCUUUGGGGCGCGGGAAGCCGGACUGCUGGGGAGGUGCGGGCGGUGGGGAGAGUCAGGGUUCGACCCGCGUGGACAAUGUACCCCAGCUCCGCCCUCCUGCCCGCCGCUGGGGUGACGACCGCCGCUACUUGCCCGCUCAUGGAGGCUCUCUUGUCCUCCACCCCCACUCCAAAAGCCCGCCGUUGCUUUGGGUCCCUGCGACAAGGGCAGCCAGGAACCGGGCCACUUGAUGUUUUUCAA
This is a messenger RNA of Ochotona curzoniae (black-lipped pika), 1345 nucleotides long. Its product is annotated as claudin-3. The record is from RefSeq and is a predicted model, not a curated record. Gene Ontology annotation, cellular component: plasma membrane; bicellular tight junction. Bases 284 to 946 code for a protein of 220 amino acids. Gene Ontology annotation, biological process: bicellular tight junction assembly; cell adhesion. Gene Ontology annotation, molecular function: structural molecule activity. NCBI's taxonomy places the organism in Eukaryota, Metazoa, Chordata, Mammalia, Lagomorpha, Ochotonidae. The transcript has a single exon.